CUGUGCUUGAAUAUAGAGUAUCCGUUGUGUAUCGAUUGAGUUAAGAGUGACGUAAUUGGCAAGAAAUAUUGAAAAUAAUCCUUUUACAAUGUGGUACGAGUGUCUUCCACCGUUAAUGAUAAUAUUAACAUGUACGACAAUACCAAAUUUCGUAUCCCCGUAUAUAACCAAAUUUUUUACUGGAACGCCAAAUCUAAGAAGCUACACUAAUUUUCUUGAACAGGAACUGUUAAUGAGAGAUAUAAAACUAAGUAAUAAUUGGUAUAUAUAUAAUGGUUUGGAGGUGAUUCCUGAUAAAUAA
Habropoda laboriosa is the source of this 301-nucleotide messenger RNA. It is a transcript of the gene ND-MWFE, whose product is annotated as NADH dehydrogenase [ubiquinone] 1 alpha subcomplex subunit 1. NCBI's taxonomy places the organism in Eukaryota, Metazoa, Arthropoda, Insecta, Hymenoptera, Apidae. The coding region runs from base 89 to 301 and encodes 70 amino acids. The transcript is spliced from 3 exons. The record is from RefSeq and is a predicted model, not a curated record.